AACUUAAAACUCUAAAAUCUCUCACUAAAACAAGAAGAACGAAAUUAAAAUUUUCAAAAGCUGAAAACUCCUCAUUUUACUAUUUCAUCACCCAUGGACGAAGCUCAAGAAAUUCUCAUCAAUUCACUUGAGAACUCAGGUAUUUCUCUCCCAGCUGGAGUUUUCAAGAUCAAAGACCUUACAGAAACUGCGUUGGUUUCGAUCUGUUCUCAGUCUCUUCGUCAGAUCGACAAUUCUCUGUUGUUUCCUACCUCAUUACCGGACUCUAUGGCGGAAAGGUUUAAGAUAUGUUCAGAAAUCUCUUCUGCUGUGAAAAAAUUAGGGUAUAGAGGAGAUAUGAGCUUCAAUCAGUUCCUGUAUCCUUCUGAAGAGGACUCCUAUAAGUUGGUCAGAUUUUUGGUAGAUAAGCUGUCUGAGAUAUCAGAAGGUGGAAAAGAAGCUGACUUGAAUGAGCCCGUUGCUAGUUUGGUCGUGGAACCAAGAGUGAAAGAAGAGGUCCGAGAGUCCUCAAGUACCGUUAGUGAUGAGGUUAUUAUCAAUGAUCCACUUGAUGCUUCUUUACCUCUGCAGCGGAAUAAUGAGCCUGCUAUUGCAAGUUUAUCAAAAUCAGAAUCACUUGAAUCAAAUGCGGAAGAUGCUGGAUACGAAAAAGAGGGGGAAAUUAUGGAGAACUCCUCAGAGAUAAUCAAGGCGGCUGCUGAUUCACCACCUCAAGUAAAUGAUAGUACUACGAAACUUAAGCAGAAACUGGCCUCUCUACAAGCGUCAUCAUCCAGGUUAAAAAGUAGCAUCAAAGAGUUACGAAGCCAAGAAACGAUGCUGCAGAAGGAAGUGGCAGAGAAAACUUCAGAAUCUCAUCUUUUAGAGGUGGACAACGAGUUGUUGAAAUGGGCAAUAAGAAUGACAUCAGAUGAGCAGCAUCCUUUGGACUUCCAUAUUGAAGACCUAACUAGACAAUUAGAAUCGAGAAGGCAGUCUCUCUUGCAGUUGGAGGCGCAAUGCGAUGCAGUUGAAAAAUCUUUCUCGGAGAAAAAAAGAAGCCUCGAGGAAUCACGUAGCAUGCAAAAUCCAGAAGUGCUGGAAAAACUUCAUAAGGUGCAUGAAAUCGAGCCUGAAACAGAGGCAAUCAGAUCUGAAAUUAAAAAGAGAGAGGAAGAACUUUCCAGACUUACAGUGGAGCUUAAGAGCCAACCCAAAGGUGCGUCAAGAAAAUCCUAUAUUCAGAGGAUAACAGAGAUUACUAAAAACAGCAGGAAACAAGAUGCAGACAUUGAGCGCAUCUUGAAAGAAACACGUGAGCUUCAGUUGGAGAGCAACUCCAUUCAAGACCGUCUUCAUCGAACUUUCACCGUAGUUGAUGAGACUGUGUUCAGGGAUGCAAAGAAAGACCCAGUUAGGCGGCAAGCUUAUUUGCUACUGACUAGCAUCCACGAGAGUUUUGAUUUGUUAUCCCAGAAAAUCCUAGCAACUGAUAGAGCAAGAAGAGCAGUAACUGAACAAGAAGCAAAGCUUGCAAAGAUGGCCUCUAACAGUUUAAACAUGUACAAGCUGCAAGCAGAUCUUGAAGCCAUCAGGAGGGAAAAUGAGUUCCUAGAACAACAGCAACCGCUCAGAGAUGCAUAAACUGCACAUCUAUUGUGAAUUUAUUUCUUUAUUGCAUAAUGUAAUACUUAAUAAGUACUUGUCAAUCAUCAGUACAUAAGCUACAGCAUGCCAAAGCAUUACAACCUUAAGUUGUAAACUUGUAGAUUUUUACCCUCGAGCCAGUACAGUAAAAUCUGCUCAUA
This is a messenger RNA of Papaver somniferum (opium poppy), 1787 nucleotides long. Its product is annotated as SKP1-like protein 1A. The transcript has 6 exons. Gene Ontology annotation, molecular function: cullin family protein binding. The record is from RefSeq and is a predicted model, not a curated record. Gene Ontology annotation, biological process: positive regulation of ubiquitin-dependent protein catabolic process; SCF-dependent proteasomal ubiquitin-dependent protein catabolic process. Gene Ontology annotation, cellular component: nucleus; cytoplasm. Bases 94 to 1623 code for a protein of 509 amino acids. NCBI's taxonomy places the organism in Eukaryota, Viridiplantae, Streptophyta, Magnoliopsida, Ranunculales, Papaveraceae.